Molecule: messenger RNA, 1722 nt
Organism: Medicago truncatula (barrel medic)
Lineage: Eukaryota; Viridiplantae; Streptophyta; Magnoliopsida; Fabales; Fabaceae
Product: pentatricopeptide repeat-containing protein At1g26900, mitochondrial
Exons: 1
Coding region: 1-1722 (573 amino acids)
Biological process (GO): RNA modification
Molecular function (GO): protein binding; RNA binding
Source: RefSeq, a predicted model, not a curated record
AUGGCUAAUACACAGUUUCAAGCUAUAUCAAACGCAUUUCACAAACUAACACUUGCAUUAAAAUCAUGCAAAACCAUCACCGAAAUUCAUCAAUUUCAUUGCUACAUGAUCAAAACUUCACUCACCAACGUUCCUUUCACUCUAAGCAAGCUUCUCGCUGCGUCAAUUUUCGACAUGAACUACGCUUCCACCAUUUUCACUUGCAUUCAAAACCCUAAUCUUUUCAUGUAUAAUACAAUGCUUAGAGGCUAUUCCGUUAGUAAUUCUUCAAAUAAAGCUUUACCCAUUUUUAAUAAGCUUAGGAAUAGUGGAAAUGGGCUUGACCCGUUUUCGUUCAUCGCGGUGAUGAAAGCUUGUGGAAGAAGUUUUGAGGUUGGGUUUGGUAGAGGGGUUCAUGGGAUUGUUGUGAAGUCUGGGAAUAGGUUUUUUGUUGAUUUGAAUAAUACAAUUUUGCAAUUUUAUUGUGUUUGUGGAAGAAUUGAUGAUGCACGUAAGGUGUUUGAUGAAUGUCCUGAGAGAAAUGAUUUAGUGUCUUGGAAUAUUUUGAUGGGUGGGUGUGUUCUUGUUUCAGAUUAUAGUUUUGUUUUUGAUUUGUUUUUGAAGAGGGGUUGUAGUGGGAUUAGAGCUAGUGUUGCUACUACGUUGAGUCUUUUGUCCGCGGCUGGUGAUAUAGGGAGCUUUGUUUUGGGGAAAUCUCUUCAUGGUUACUGUAUUAAAAUUGGAUUUUGUUGUAAUUUAAAUGUUGUUACUGCAUUGAUUGAUAUGUAUGCGAAAACGGGUUGUAUCUAUUUGGCACGGAAAGUUUUUGAUGGUGUUGUUGAAAAGGAUGUCGUGUUAUGGAAUUGUUUAAUAAAAAAUUAUGCAAGGAGUUGCCUGGUUGAAGAAGCAGUGGCAUUACUACAGAGCAUGAGACAGGAAGGAGUGAAACCUAACUCUUCUACUUUGGUCGGGCUGCUUUCGGUGUACUCUGCAUCCGGAUCUAUGCAGGGAGUUCGAUAUGUUACUAGUUUGAUUGAAGAGGAGAAACUAGAACUGGAUGUGAUUCUUGGAACAGCUCUUGUUGAUGUGUAUGCUAAAUGUGGCUUUCUAGAUGAGGCUAUGGAGAUAUUUGAGAGGAUGGAAAAUAAAGAUGUGAAAUCUUGGACAGCCGUGAUUUCAGGUCAUGGAAUUCAUGGGCAGGCAAUUAAUGCCAUAAGUCUAUUCAAUAGGAUGGAGAAUGAAGGGUUUAGACCAAAUGAAAUCACCUUUUUGGCAAUUCUAACUGCUUGUAGUCAUGGAGGUCUUGUUACUGAGGGGGUUGAAUUUUUUAAGCGCAUGGUUCAGGAACACGGCUUUUCACCGUGGGUUGAGCAUUAUGGAUGUCUUAUUGAUCUCUUGGGUCGAGCUGGAAUGCUACACGAAGCAUUUGAGCUAAUCAAGAGCUUGCCAAUUAAAGGUGAUGCUACUUCAUGGCGCACACUACUUUCUGCUUGUCGAGUCCAUGGAGAUGUUAAAUUGGGGGAGUGUGUGAAAGAUGUGCUAAGCAACUUUUAUACACCACAUCCUACGGAUUCCCUCCUCAUUUCUGGCACUUAUGCAGCUGCUGGAAGAAUCUCAGAUCUUACAAGAAUGCAAGAAAUGAAGCAAACAAAUGUUACUUUAGACAAUUAUAGGGUGCCGGAAACAGAGGGAGAAAGUAUGGUAAAGGAGGCUGGAUUCAGCAGAGUUGAAAUUGAUAACUAG